Molecule: messenger RNA, 1278 nt
Organism: Colletotrichum higginsianum IMI 349063
Lineage: Eukaryota; Fungi; Ascomycota; Sordariomycetes; Glomerellales; Glomerellaceae
Product: Importin 13
Exons: 1
Coding region: 1-1278 (425 amino acids)
Source: RefSeq, a predicted model, not a curated record
AUGGGCUACAUCGCCAACACUCCCGAAGACCGCCUCGAGCGCUCCGACUCCAAAAACCCGAAAACAACCUGCAAGGGCUUGACGGGCUCUGGCAACCUAUGCCGCAACCCCGUCACGCCCGCCAAGGGCAAGGCCCUCUCGCCGACGCUCAAGGAAGAGUCGCUCUAUUGUCACCACCAUAAGGACCAGGCCGCCAGCCGCUCUGCCCAGUCGAGCCCCGGGCCUAGGAUGUCCGGUAGGCCCGUCUUGGAAGAGCGCACGAGCAUCGAUACCCUCGCCGACCGCCUCGGCCUCGUAGACAUCGGGUCGAACCUGAGCAAGAAGCAAAAGCGACCACAGGGGGGACGCCCAAGCGGCGGGAGACCGCACCCGGCGACCUCGAAGCCGCCGGCCGCGCAUUCCCGCCCGCCAAAGAAGGAGAAGCAGCUGCACUUCUGCUUCUGCUUCACGAUCCCCAUCGACGAGGUCCAGGAGGAGUCCCAGCCCGCGCCCCGGCCCCAGCCGCGACCGGUGCAGAACGGCGGCUCUGCAGCUGUGCCUCGACCCUCGAGCCAGCUCCUGUCCCCCUCGAACGGCGGCCGCCCGACAGCGAGCACGUCGAGCCACUCCCGAAAGAGCUCGCAGCCGUCGCCGCAGCCGCUGUCGACGUCACAGACGGCGCAGUACCUGUCCCUCAUUCCGCCGACGACGGAUCCGCAGACGGCCUCGGCGCUGAUGGCCGAACUGGCACGGCCGUACGGCAGUUCCGAGGAGCCGGGCUACAUUUACAUGUUCUGGAUCACGCCGACGUCCAAGAAGGAGGCGGCGCCGCUGCAAGAGGCGAGGUCCCUCCUCGCGCCCCCCUCGCCGGCGCGGGGCGGCGGUCGGCAGCGGCGGUCGAGCGACGUGGUGUCGGCGUUUGCCAAGGCCAACGGCGGCGCGUCGGCGGACAACAAGAUGCUCAUCAAGAUCGGGCGUGCGGCCAACGUGCAGCGGCGCAUGCAGCAGUGGACAAAGCAGUGCUCGUACGAGAUCGAGGUGCUGCGGUACUACCCGUACAUACCGGGGGCGAGCGCGGCGUCGGGCGAGCAGCCGCGCAUGACGCCGCACGUCCACCGCGUCGAGCGGCUCAUCCACAUUGAGCUCUCGGGCAUGGGGCUUCACGCGGGGCCCAUCACCUGCGCCGGGUGCAACCAGGUGCACCGCGAGUGGUUCGAGGUGCAGACGUCCAAGAAGGGCAUCGGUGCCGUGGACGAGGUGAUUCGGAGAUGGUCCGACUGGGACGAGACGCAGGUGUAG